AUGAGCGCCAUUGGUGAGCCAAAGGUGGUGAAGAAGGACAAGCAAAAGUUGGAAGACGCCCGGAAGAAGCUGGUCUCGUGUGCCAAAGCCUUGCGGGCGCGGAUGGCCAAAGAGCAGGUGGAAGUUUGGAAGAAGGCAGAGGCCGAGUUCAGUGUUCAGAAGAUGAUCUGGCAGAGCCUGAGUCUGCAGAGGGGUGCCAAGCACCAGGGCACUGCGGCGAUGAUCGAGUCCAAGCUGGAAUUUGCGGUGCAGACCCACGCGAAAGACUUGGCAGCGGCUGUGGAAGCCCUGGACCUGUGCCUGGAGCGCAACCAAGGCUUGGACUUGCUGGGAGUGGCCAUGAUCGAGUCCAUCGAGGCCAUCAAAAGCGCUGCCCUCCACGCAGAUGCGCGGCAGGAGCUGGCCAAGAUGCUCGAGAAGGCGGCAGAGGAGCUGAGCUCCGGCAUCGUGUCCCGACGUGGGGCGGAUUUGAUCGCCUUGCUGGGCGACUGCGGAAUUCAGGAGCCCAAGCUGGAGUCGGCGAUCAAGGCGGCUUGGGUCGCCGCCUACGACAACGGAGAGUGA
This is a messenger RNA of Symbiodinium natans, 564 nucleotides long. The record is from the annotation of a GenBank genome assembly. NCBI's taxonomy places the organism in Eukaryota, Dinophyceae, Suessiales, Symbiodiniaceae.